UCCAUUUUCCAGUAGCGUUUUUCUACUUUCCAUCCAUCCCUUCCCCUCCCCUCUCCUCAACACACGCACACACAAAUGGGUCGUGUGAUCCGGGCACAGCGUAAGGGAGCAGGAUCCAUUUUCAAGUCUCAUACACACCACCGGAAGGGUCCGGCCCGAUUCCGUUCUCUCGACUUUGGCGAACGCAAUGGCUACCUGAAGGGGGUAGUGACUGAAAUCAUCCAUGACCCAGGACGUGGUGCUCCUCUUGCUCGUGUUACCUUCCGCCAUCCCUUCCGGUACCAGCACCAGAAGGAGCUUUUCGUCGCCGCUGAAGGAAUCUACACCGGUCAGUUCAUUUACUGCGGCAAGAAGGCCAACCUUGUUGUCGGAAAUGUCCUGCCGCUCAGAUCUAUUCCUGAAGGUGCCGUCAUUUGCAACGUGGAGCAUCAUGUUGGUGAUCGUGGCGUUUUUGCUAGGGCCUCUGGAGAUUACGCCAUUGUUAUCUCGCACAACCCAGAUAAUGGAACAACUAGGGUCAAGCUUCCAUCAGGAGCCAAGAAAAUUGUGCCCAGUGGCUGCCGUGCCAUGAUUGGCCAGGUUGCUGGAGGAGGACGUACUGAGAAACCCCUAUUGAAAGCUGGAAAUGCUUACCACAAGUUCAGAGUCAAGAGGAACUGCUGGCCCAAGGUCCGUGGUGUUGCUAUGAAUCCAGUGGAACAUCCCCACGGUGGUGGUAACCAUCAACAUAUUGGUCAUGCCAGUACUGUACGUCGUGAUGCCCCACCUGGACAAAAGGUUGGUCUUAUUGCUGCUAGGAGAACUGGACGGCUUCGUGGUCAAGCUGCUGCAACUGCUUCUAAAGCUGAUAAGGCUUAGGUUAAUGUUAAGGGAUGCAGAUUUUAAUUCUAUUACUGUCUGUCUUUUUGUUGAGUGGAUGAGAUAUUUAUAAAAUUGCGACAUUUUUGUGGUAACCAUAUAGUAGAUUUAGUUGGGAUUUUGGUAUUGAGUGUUGUUUCCGGGAAAUGAUCUCUUUUUCAACAUGCUGUUACUUGGAGUUGUUUUGGCACAUUA
This is a messenger RNA of Olea europaea var. sylvestris, 1053 nucleotides long. Its product is annotated as 60S ribosomal protein L8. The transcript has 2 exons. Gene Ontology annotation, molecular function: structural constituent of ribosome; RNA binding. NCBI's taxonomy places the organism in Eukaryota, Viridiplantae, Streptophyta, Magnoliopsida, Lamiales, Oleaceae. Bases 76 to 858 code for a protein of 260 amino acids. Gene Ontology annotation, cellular component: cytosolic large ribosomal subunit; ribosome. The record is from RefSeq and is a predicted model, not a curated record. Gene Ontology annotation, biological process: cytoplasmic translation.